Penaeus monodon (black tiger shrimp) is the source of this 858-nucleotide messenger RNA. RefSeq lists its product as uncharacterized. NCBI's taxonomy places the organism in Eukaryota, Metazoa, Arthropoda, Malacostraca, Decapoda, Penaeidae. The record is from RefSeq and is a predicted model, not a curated record. The transcript has a single exon. The coding region runs from base 1 to 858 and encodes 285 amino acids. Gene Ontology annotation, molecular function: nucleic acid binding. Gene Ontology annotation, biological process: DNA integration.
AUGCAAAAACUUGUGCUUGACCGCAUCCACGAAGGGCACCAAGGCAUCACAAAGUGCCAACUUCGAGCCAAAGACUCCGUGUACUGGACUUCAAUCAACAAGGACAUUGAAGAGAUAGUUCAGCAGUGUCCCACAUGCCAAGAAACGUCAAGGUCGCAAACAAAGGAAACCCUCAUCCCGCAUGAACUUCCUACACAACCAUGGAAAUAUGUUGGAACAGAUCUUUUCCAUUAUGGAGAAAAUGACUACCUGAUUGUUGCUGACUACUACUCAAAGUUUCCAAUUAUCAGAAAAAUGCCCAUACACGUUACAAGCACGGCUGUGAUCAAGGCAUUGAAGAAUUUGUUUUCUGAGUAUGGAGUCCCUGAAAGAGUAUAUAGUGACAAUGGACGUCAAUACAGCUCUGAAGAAUUUGUUAAGUUUGCUUCGAACUGGGAGUUUGAACAUAUAACAAGCUCACCCCACUAUCCUCAGUCCAAUGGAUUCAUCGAGAAGACCGUUCAGACGGUCAAAAACACCAUCAAUAAGGCAAAAAGAAGCAACCAGGAUCCGGAUAUGGCAUUGUUAACUAUAUGUACCACACCACUGGAUAGCAAGUUGCCAAGCCCAGCAGAACUUCUAAACGGGAGGAAGAUGAGGAGCAACCCCUUCACCUGCCUACAAAGGAAAGGCAGAAACAAGAAGUCUAUGAGAACUUCAAGAGGAAGCAAGACACACAAAAGCAGUAUUAUGACCCAGGAGCAAAAGAACCAACAGAUACUCCUACCAGGCCAAGUUGUUCGAGUUCAAGACCACAUAACUGGAAGAUGGACAUCGCCACAGUCAUUGAGAAAUCCCAAGAACCUCGAUCCUACAUAG